GCAUAAACCUGAAUGUUUUGAUCUAAACGAAGUCAGCGUUUGUAAACAGCAGUAGAGUUCUGAUAGAAAUUUCCUAAUAAAUUAGUCAAAAAUCGUUUAAAAUAAGACUAAAACAUUGUAAUCAACUAUAAGAUAUUAAUUAAAGUAAAUUUCUAUUUAGGAAGACACUAGUUCUAUGAGCAAUAACGUUUCCUGUGUAGCAUGUCGGACUCGUGGAUCCGGGAUGGUGGCCAUCUACCACCAUCCCAACGGAUUAGAUCAGAUGUUCACUUCCGUUACGGCGGUUGAGGUUGAACCAGAGGAUCAUCUCUGCAUUCCGUGCUACGACGAUUUGAAAGCGGCACAUCUCUUCAAACAAAAGUGCAUCCAGAAUAACAUCCUUCGAAUCAGUCGUCCUUCAACGGGCAGAUCUCGCGUCGAAGUGGGACAAGGUCAAGAAGUGGUUGCUCCACAACCCAAUGUAGUCGUUCCAUCAAAAGUAGAGCUCGUUCCGAGUGCCGAAAUUUCCACUACAACUAUUGCUGAUGGGGACAUCCUUGAGGAACACUUGGUUAUAAGGUCUGAUGUUUCGGAAGACGAGGUUGAAGAGGAAGAAGAUGACGCCGAGUUGCUGGAAGAGGACGUUAUUGUAGAGGGCAAAGUGAUCCUAGAUGGUUUGGUGCCCGCUGAAACCGCUGAGCCAGACGAAGCGGAUUCUGCCGAGGAUGUUAAACCAGGCCCUAGUCACGAUCUUGUUCAAAGUGCCGACGAGCAAGCCUUUGCAACCGCUCCGGAGGAGGAAGCACAUUCCAUCCGCUGCGAUGAAUGCAACAAAGCAUUCAAAAAGCUCCAUCUUCUGCAAAGACACAUGAAGGCUUGCCAUCAGGGCGCAGAUUCUACCGACGACUGCGGCGAACAAUCCACUGCAGGAGCGUUGGCCACGCUUCCGGCGGUGCACAAUUUGAUGUGCGAGUUCUGCUUCCAGGAGUUCUCGGUCCUGGCGGAAAAGUACGAGCACGAAACGGCACACAUGACCGAGCCCAAACCGUUCAAGUGUCCGCACUGCCAGAGCACCUUCAAGGACAAGGUUGGCCUCCGGAGUCACAUAAGGAUCCAUUCGGCGGUCAAGCGCUUCAAGUGCCAGUACUGCGAGAUGCGGUUCCAUCAGCGGGGAAAUUUGACGGCUCACGAGCGGACUCAUGUGGGAGCGAAGCCGUUUUUGUGCCCCCAGUGCGGAAAAGGUUUCGCCGAGAGUGGUAAUCUGAAGAACCACAUUCGAUAUCACACGGGCGAACGGCCGUACGCAUGCUCGGAGUGCCCGAAACGCUUCCGGACGCACUAUUCGCGAACGGUGCACUACAGGUCGCACAGCAACGAACGGCCCUUCCGGUGCGGUGAGUGCGACAAGGGCUUCUACUCGUCCGGUAAGUUGAUCAUUCACCGGAGGGUGCACAGUGGCGAGAAGCCGUACAAGUGCGGUUCCUGUCCGGCCAAGUUUGCCGAUAGCAGUGGAUUGAAGAGGCAUUCGAAGACGCAUUAACUGAACGGUGAGUUGAAAGGUUGUUGGUGGAGAAAUGAAAGAUCUGGUUUGGAUAGA
Messenger RNA from Aedes albopictus (Asian tiger mosquito), 1576 nucleotides. RefSeq names its product zinc finger protein OZF-like. The record is from RefSeq and is a predicted model, not a curated record. Gene Ontology annotation, biological process: regulation of transcription by RNA polymerase II. The coding region runs from base 176 to 1519 and encodes 447 amino acids. Gene Ontology annotation, cellular component: transcription regulator complex; chromatin; PcG protein complex. NCBI's taxonomy places the organism in Eukaryota, Metazoa, Arthropoda, Insecta, Diptera, Culicidae. Gene Ontology annotation, molecular function: DNA-binding transcription factor activity, RNA polymerase II-specific; RNA polymerase II cis-regulatory region sequence-specific DNA binding; zinc ion binding. The transcript is spliced from 3 exons.